Molecule: messenger RNA, 2337 nt
Organism: Brienomyrus brachyistius
Lineage: Eukaryota; Metazoa; Chordata; Actinopteri; Osteoglossiformes; Mormyridae
Gene: prr5l
Product: proline rich 5 like
Exons: 10
Coding region: 641-1699 (352 amino acids)
Biological process (GO): TORC2 signaling
Cellular component (GO): TORC2 complex
Source: RefSeq, a predicted model, not a curated record
UCGGCGUUUUGGGGGAGGGCAUAGCGCCCCCCUCCUGGAUCCUCUCUCGACUCGCAUGUGAGGCAGAAGGAGGACAAUGCGAAACUUAUGGUAGUUUUAGUUCUUGGACUUGUGAAGGUAUUCGGCUUCAUCGAUGUAUUUGGUGAAGCUGAAGUAGCCGGUAGAUCAGGGCAGUUUGCUCUGCCAGCGGUGCAUUCGAAUGGGAAUCUCCUUUGUCCCUGGAGAAGAGCCAGAGAAAGCCUAGAUGCACCAUAUGAAUUAACUUACAAUAUUUCACACCUCAAGUGAGGACGAGAAGGAAUCUACCGUAGUGUUACCUGAUUUUGGCGUCUGUUUGAAUGAGAAACUAAAUAAAUAGGGAAGUCAAGUUUAAAAGAAGACGCGGACUUUUGGGGACCUCGUUACUUUCAGAAUGAUGCAGAGACGACCGUCGUGAGUGUCAGUGGGCUGAGAAGCGUGGCUGGCCUGGCAAGCUGUGAUGCAAGCCAGCACUGCAUGCAUGCCUGCGAAGCCUAGUGAGGCUUUAUCUCCACCGGAGUUUAACGUCAGCGUGGUUCCUGCCAUGUGUAGGGAGGUGUUCCUCCUUUGAACUGGACCAUACCCUGACGCCUCAAGCACCUCCUCCAGGCCCUGGGGCAGGAUGGGUUCGCUCCGGCGACCCCGACCGCGGUUCAUGAGCUCCCCGGUGCUGACGGACUUGCCCCGGUUCCACGCCAGUGCACCCGCGUUACAGCUCACUAACGCCAGCGUCUGGAACAGCGUCCAGUCUGCUGUGAUCAAGGUUUUCCAGGGAGGAGGACUACAAAGCAACGAACUCUACUCCCUCAAUGAGAGCAUCAGGUGGCUGCUCAAGACAGAACUGGGCUCCUUUUUCAAAGAGUACUUCCAGAAUAAGCUCCUGAACAAAGGCCUGGAACACAUUGCUGAGAAGAUCCAGUUGUGUGAGGGUGAUGGCCAGCUUCUUAUUUUGUCUGAGAUGUGGAGUAGGUUCUUCAUGGAGAUCCUGCCAACGCUACAGGCUAUUUUUUACCCAGUACAGGGCCAGGAACUGAGCGUGAGGCAGAUGGCCCUGCUGGGCUUCCGGGACCUGGUGCUGCUGAAACUGCAGCUGGAAGAGCUGCUUCCCCCAGUGCCAACGUCGCCCCCUCCUGCCAUCACUCAGAUGCUGCUUGUGCUGCAGGGCAUUCAUGAGCCCAGUGGGCCCAGUCAGGAAUACUGUCAGCUGGAGAAGCUAGUGGACAUGGUGGUAUCCCCCUAUCUAGGCAAUUACCUGCACCGGAGCCCUGCCACAUGCUUCAUAGGUGAGCCAUUAGCUUCAACACUGAAGGUCACCUCUGUGAAGAACAAGCACCAGCCUGGUCGGCCAAGGACUGCCCACCUCGAUCAGCCGGAGAUCUUGAUAACCCAGCACACCGUGGACUCCUCCUCCCUGGCACCCCUCGUCGAGCAAGAGGGAGAGGCCUACCUAGAGAAGGCAGGGGGUAUGCGGCGCCACACGGUGGCCAGUGCCCACUCGGACUUGCAGCUGCUGACUAUAAAAGGUGCGAAGUGCCCUGCGAGAACAGAAGCCCGUGAUUCGGGGGAAGACCUCCGUACAGUGCAGAGGCACAUUGUCGGCAAGCCACUCAUCUUGGAGGACGUGAUGGCGCUCCCCCUCCAGCAAGACUGUGCCGAGUUCAGCUAUCCUUCUCCAAGCUAGGAGACGGGGGGGGGGCAUGUUGGCGACAGAGCAAGUGGAGCUUUGGAGUCUGGGCAAGUCUUUCUGACUGAGCUCUCGGGGGGGGGGGGGGGAGGGGGUAUAUAUGGCUAUUCUCCCCUGCUGGAGAAACCGCCCGUCUGUGCUGGAGGGUGGCCAUUUCCAUGAGUUCGAGCCCAGCUCAGGCACAGCCACUGUGAUGGUAGCACCUAGAUUUUACUGAUGCUGUGCCAGGUAGCAUAGCAACAGGCUCUGCUUUCAUCUGAGAGUGUCCAUGUGACAUUGGCCAGACCCAUUAAUCUCAUGUGGCAAUGUGUGGAACCCUGCUGAGGGUUUACACCGACCACACAGAGAUAAACCCUAAGCCUUUGUAGGCUCUUAUAGGAAGGAUAUUUUAGGUUUUGUGGAGCAGUGGGUCUGUGAUGCAGAAAGUCUGAUUGCAGUAAUGGGUAUGAAACUUACAAACAUGGUUUUCAUAUUGAUUUACUGUAUAACUGACUUAACAGGCUUUACUUAAAUGUUCAGUUCUUGUUAGUCUGGUGGUUGCCUGACCAUUCCUCUUGGAAUCUCUUAGUAUUUUUAACAAUAGUAAGAAGUUUUAGUUGUUACGGUAAAUAAAUGCAUUUGUUAACUGUUUCAAA